Messenger RNA from Clunio marinus, 252 nucleotides. NCBI's taxonomy places the organism in Eukaryota, Metazoa, Arthropoda, Insecta, Diptera, Chironomidae. The record is from the annotation of a GenBank genome assembly.
AUGGAAACGAUUCUGGAAUCAGCAGCGUCAACCUUAUUAUGCUGGUCUCUUCUUUAUUCACCAAAACCAACCCAAAAGUCAGUCUCAAUAUGUUGUGUGAAGAUUAAAUUUCUUUUAACAUACAUCUGUGUAGAGAUCAUCGAACAUAAAAACAUACACAUUCUGAUAACCAUCACACAACAAGCCCAUUGCGUCAGUUUAAUAAUUGAAAAUUGUGUAUCGUCAUUUGUUAGUUUAAUGGAACAAGUUUGA